AUGCCUCCUCAGGACCUCCUGGAUCCCUUCUCCAAAGAAAAACCUUGUUUGUUUAAUGAAGGAAAGUUGCCCCCAACUACAGCCGCCGCCGCCGCCGCCGCCUCAAAAUUCAAUAAAAUGAGCUCUUAUUUCGUCAACUCACUGUUCUCCAAAUACAAAACCGGGGAGUCCCUGCGCCCCAAUUAUUAUGACUGCGGCUUCGCCCAGGACCUGGGCGGCCGACCCACCGUGGUGUACGGUCCCAGCAGCGGCGGUAGCUUCCAGCACCCGUCGCAAAUCCAGGAGUUCUACCACGGGCCGUCUUCGCUGUCCACGGCUCCCUACCAGCAGAACCCGUGCGCUGUGGCGUGCCACGGGGACCCGGGCAACUUCUACGGCUACGACCCGCUGCAGCGGCAGAGCCUGUUCGGUGCGCAGGAUCCAGACCUGGUGCAGUACGCCGACUGCAAGCUCGCCGCCGCCAGCGGCCUGGGAGAGGAGGCCGAGGGGUCCGAGCAGAGCCCGUCGCCCACACAGCUCUUCCCCUGGAUGCGCCCGCAAGCAGCCGCCGGACGCAGGCGAGGCCGACAGACCUACAGCCGCUACCAGACCCUGGAACUGGAGAAGGAGUUCCUAUUUAAUCCCUAUCUGACUCGCAAGCGGCGGAUCGAGGUAUCGCAUGCACUGGGACUGACAGAGAGACAGGUCAAAAUUUGGUUCCAGAACCGGAGGAUGAAGUGGAAAAAAGAGAACAACAAAGACAAGUUCCCCAGCAGCAAAUGCGAGCAGGAGGAGCUGGAGAAACAGAAGCUGGAGCGGGCCCCGGAGGCGGCGGACGAGGGCGACGCGCAGAAGGGCGACAAGAAGUAG
Budorcas taxicolor (takin) is the source of this 849-nucleotide messenger RNA. It is a transcript of the gene HOXB8, whose product is annotated as homeobox B8. The transcript has 3 exons. Gene Ontology annotation, biological process: regulation of transcription by RNA polymerase II. The coding region runs from base 1 to 849 and encodes 282 amino acids. Gene Ontology annotation, cellular component: nucleus. Gene Ontology annotation, molecular function: RNA polymerase II transcription regulatory region sequence-specific DNA binding; DNA-binding transcription factor activity, RNA polymerase II-specific. The record is from RefSeq and is a predicted model, not a curated record. Lineage: Eukaryota; Metazoa; Chordata; Mammalia; Artiodactyla; Bovidae.